GAUGGCGGAGCUGCAGAUGCUGCUGGAGGAGGAGAUUCCUGCGGGACGGAGGGCUCUGCUGGACAGCUUCACCAACCUGGAGAGAGUAGCCGAGUACUGCGAAACCAACUAUGUGCAGGCUGCAGAUAAGGAGCAAGCGCUGGAGGAAACAAAGAGUUACACCACUCAGUCUCUGGCCAGCGUUGCGUACCUCAUCAACACGCUGGCCAACAACGUGCUGCAGAUGCUCGACAUCCAGGCGUCUCAGCUGCGCCGCAUGGAGAGCUCCGUCAACCACAUCUCUCAGACGGUCGACAUCCACAAAGAGAAGGUGGCGCGGCGGGAGAUCGGCAUCCUGACGACCAAUAAGAACACGAGCCGGUCUCACAAGAUCGUCGCUCCGUCCAAUCCCGAGAGGCCGGUGCGCUUCAUUAGGAAACCCAUCGACUACAGCGUGCUGGACGACAUCGGACACGGAGUCAAGUGGUUGUUGAGAUUCAAGGUGAACGGGCAGCACAGCAUGAAACUGGGAGGAAGUCUGUCCCGCUCCAACCCCCCCACACAGAAACCCCCCAGCCCCCCGAGGGCUGGCAUGGGCAUUUUAGGGAAGAGCUCUCCCUACAGGACUCUGGAGCCGGUGCGCCCCCCCGCGGUGCCCAACGACUACGUCUGCAGCCCCACCAGAAACAAUAUAGUUGCCGGGCAGAUCCCCAGCCCCCCCCGCUCCGCCUCCCUCCACCACCGCACCCGAACACACAGUGGCAGCAGUGGGGGCAGCAGCAGCAGAGAGAACAGCGGCAGUGGCUGUGUGGGACUUCCCAUCGCCGUGGCAACGCCCUCUCCCCCAUCCACCUUCCCAGUUUCUCCCACUGCAGGACAAGCAAGCUCCUCCUCCACAGCUCCUAACUCCUCUCCCUCUCUCCCAACGCCUUCCUCCUUCUCCUCCUCUUCCUCCACUGCAACCCUAACACAACCCAAUGCUCCCUUAGCCCCCCACUCCCCCCCACAACAGGCACCUCCUCCUCACCCAGACACCCAAUCAAACCCUCCUUCCAACACUAGCCCCUCUGAGGGAGAUCAGCCUCCUCUCCUUCCUCCUUCUCCUCCCUCCUCCUCUUCCUCACCUCCUUCUGCUGAAGGUGACACGGCCCCUCAGUUCUUCAGUAUGAACCGUCCUCAGCCCCGGCAACAGAGUCCUCAGGUGGGCGGAUCUCUGCCGUACCGCCGGCCCCCCUCUGUGACUGGCCAGCCAAUCACAACGGAGAACCAGAACGGGGGGCCGUACUACAACCAGAGUCCAGCCUCCCCACCGCCCCCCUCCCUGCUGCAGUUCAGUCCUCAGCUUCCUCUCAUGGGCUUCGUGGCUCGAGUUCAGGAGACCAUCUCAGACGUUCCUCCACCGCCUCACACGGCUACAGGGGGACAAUCCGAGGAGCCGCUGCUCAGCCCCCAGCCAAUGGAGGAGCAUCGUGAGGAAGAGGAGGAAGCGGUAGUGGAGUACAGCGACCCGUACGCCGAGGAAGACCCUCCCUGGGCCCCCCGCACCUAUGAGGAGAAAGUGGUGGCCAUCUACGACUACUCUGCAGACAAAGAGGACGAGCUCUCGUUUCAGGAGGGCGCCAUCAUCUACGUGAUCAAGAAGAAUGAGGACGGCUGGUACGAGGGAGUCAUGAACGCCAUGACCGGCCUCUUCCCCGGGAAUUACGUGGAGUCCAUCAUGCACUACGCCGACUGAAGUCUCCUGUUUGUCUCUGGACACAACAAGGUUCACCCUCUCAGAUCAAAAGGGAAACCCUCCGCUGCUUUAAUACCCUUUAGAUUCACACAAAUCAGAACUCAAACGGAGAAAUAACCUUAGAUCAAUGAUGAUUUAUUGAGCUUCAGUUCAGACUUGGUUGAAAUAUAAUGACAGUAAAAUAAUGGUGGUGGGGGACGGAACGAGAUGAGGGACGUUUGCAAAGAGGGUUUAAUCAGAGGCCAAAAACAAACACCAGUAAAGCAGUCCACAACAAAACAAAGACCACACUAUGGCUAGCCAGGUAGGACUGGUGUUCCCUCCUCCAGGACCCAACUCACUGCCAGAGACCAGAACCAGGUCACCAUGUUUUUAUUCAGUGACUCAUUACCUGAUUCUGAUCAGCUGUCUGGUGUCCGGUCCAGCCACUCCCAUCAGUCCAGUACUGAGCGCUUUGACCACACCCCGCUGCCACAGCCUCCAAAUCCCUCCAAAAUAAAAGUCCAGAACCAGAAGACCCUGGAGUUAUCAGGCGUCUCACUAAUCAGAAUAUUCUAGGUUUAAUUUUCCCCCCAAUUAAUAAACAAACUUCCAAUGUUCAAAGUUAGUCCUGCAGCUGUCUUAUUCAUAGUCUCCUAAACCUGUUUCAGUAUUAAUGAUUAAAUGGAUCCACUAUAAGGUUUCUGUUUGUACCUGAACACAACACUCCUCAGUGCAUGAGGAGGCUUUAUUUCAUACGCCCCUCUGAGCAUUGCCUUAACAAAGACCCUUCUUACUUCUUUCUAAACAGCUUUAUGCUUUCUGUCAGAAAAGGAAGGUAUUUAGAACAGAUCUCCAGAUGAAACUGCAGAAGAACAGACCCUGACAAAGCUUUACAAAACAGUGAAACUCAGUGAAGGAAAUGGAAGUCAUUAAAGGAGAUUCAAUCCAUAAGUCUCUAUAAAUGUCAAACAUCCGACCGUCUGGGACUCCAGCCUUGAAGUGUUUUGACCAUAAAUACAGACCCUAAAUACAUCAGUGUAAAAAAAUACAAUUAUCGUUUAUCCAAACUUAUUUCUAUCAUUUUCACUCAAAUGUCUAAAAAUCUAACAUAAGCACUAUUUUAUAAACGUUUUAAAGGAUCCACAGGAGGUUUUUCAACAUUUAUAUUUCACAUUUAUACCCGAAAAUAUGGAUAUUAAGAUAAUGAGAGCUUUAUUUACAGAGAGACAACAGGAUAUCAUCUGUAUUAAUUUAGAUUAUAUAGAUCAGUGGAGGGUUUAUUAAUCCAUACCAAACUACAGCAGUAAUUAACAGAUAAAACAAUUCGAUUUUUUGGGUGAGGUUUACUUUAAUUUCUGCCCUCUGAGUCUUCUUCUUUCCUCAUGUUUUAUUGAUGUUACCUGAACACAACACCCACUGAGAUUGUGACUUGUUGAAGUUUACAGUGUGUGUGUGCUGCAUGCCUGAUAUACAUUAUGUAUAUUUAUAUACAGUGGAGGAAAUAAGUAUUUGAUCCCCUGCCAAUUUAGUUAGUUUACCCACUUGGACAGAAAUGAACAAUCUGUCAGAAAUAUAGAUUAAAAAAAGAUAAACAUUGAUUUGCGUUUAAUUGUGUGAAAUAAGUAUUUGAUCCUCUUGCUGAACAUGCCUUAGUACUUGGUGGAGAAAACCUUGUUGGAGAGCACAGAGGUCAGAAGUCAGACGCUUCUUGUAGUUGGUCUCCAGGUUUGCUCACAUCUCAGGAGGGAUUUUUGUCCUCUCCUCUCUGCAGAUUAUCUCAAAAUCCUCCCACAGAAAGCAUCUGUCUGGUAUUUAAAGUGUUCUCUACAAAGAAGGUAUUUAACUUUGGUUGAUCCAAAAAAUGUCCAGCUGUGGUUUCACAGGCCCGUUUACUACCCUAUGAUUUGGUCCUAUAUGAAACGCGCUGAAUUAUUUGGGGCUCAUUUAAAUAAUGAUGACGAGCUCUGCUCUGAUUGGCUGGUUUACAUGAGCAUUCCAUGGCUGCCUCAGAGCCCACAGAAGUAAGUGAAGCUUGUGAAACUGUGAGAGAUGAACCAUGGAGGCUGUUGGCAUCCAACCUCACAUGUCUGAGUCUUUAUCGGAGGAGGAAACCGAUGAUCUGAAGAACAGCCAGUUGGUCGGAGAUUGGAGAGCAGCGUUACGGAGUGGUAAGUGUUAGUGUUUCCAGCAGCUGGUGUGUGCAGAUGUUGGGGCUGGACUACCGUGUGUCACACACAGGGAGUGUUGUAACUCGCCGUUGUACCACUCUGAUACGCAUAUUCAUGAUUUGCAUGUGAUUUGUCCAGCAGUGGCUCAGUCAGUCCAGCAGUGGCUCAGUCAGUAGGGGCUUGGACUGGGAAUCGUAGGGUCACUGGUUCUAGUCCCCAAACAGACUUGAAAUAUGGAAGGUGGACUGCUGCUUGGAGAGGUCCCAGUUCACCUCCUAGGCCCUGCUGUGGUGCCCUUGAGCAAGGCACCGGACACCUCCAAUCCCCCCUCCCCAUUGCUCCCCAGUCGCUGCACAAUAGCUGCCCACUGCUCCAGUACUAGGAUCGGUUAAAUGAAGAGGACCAAUUUCACUGUGUGUUCUGCUGUGUGCAUGUGUGUGACUAAUAAAGAGGGUUUCAUCCUCCCAUUCUAAUUAAAAAAGUGAAGGAGGAAACACGGUGUUUGAGGUUCACGGUAUAUCAGCUCAGUGUACCGAGCUCUCCUUAUUCCACUAUGCCAAGGUGAAUACAGUUUUCCAUUCUGUGGCACCUUUAAGGUGUGGAGGCUGAUGGUUGGCCACUGGAAGCUUCAGCUCCCUCCACAGAUGUUCUAUGGGAUGGAGGUCUGGAGAUUGGCUAGGCCCUCCCUCACCUCAAUGGGCUUCUACUGUAGCCCCUCCGUAGUUGCCUUGGCCGUAUGUUUUGGGUCAUUGUCGUGCUGGAAGACCUAUCCAUGUCCCAUGUUCAGCGUCCUCGCUGAGGGAAGGAGGUUAUCAGCCCACUGUACAGCUCCUUCAGUAACAGGCUGCUGCCCCCGCGGUGUCUCAGGGAGAGAUAAAAAAGAAAGUUUCCCCUCUGAGGGACGAAUAGAGGGAUUCAGAUUCUGAUUAGCAGAGAAACCUCCCAAAGCAUCAUGUCUCCUCCUCCAUGCUGGACGCGGGGGAUGGUGUUCUUGGGUCAUAGGCAGCAUUUCUGUUCCUCCAAACAGGACAUGUGGAGUUGAUGCCAAAGAUCUUGAUGGUGGUCUCAUCUGACCUCAUCCCCUUCUCAUCAGCCUUCUCUGGAUCUUCAGAGGAUCCCUGGCAGACUUCAGACGGCCUGUACAUGUGUCUUCUUGAGCAGGAGACCUUGAGGAGCUGCAUGAUUUUAAUCCAUUACGGCGCAGUGUGUUACCAAUAGUGUUCUUGGUGACUGACUGGCUGCCUUCAGAUCAUUAAAGAAAAGAUGUUCUUUUAUUAAUCCCAGAGGGGAAAUUCAAAUUCUGCAUUUGACCCAUCCUAGUGUUAGGAGCAGUGGGCUGCCAUAUGUAUGGCACCCAGGGAGCACUGUAUGGAAUGGUACCUUGCUCAGGGACACCAUGGUAGCACUUGGUCUUUCGGGGACUUGAACUGGUGACCUUCCAGUUCCCAGGCCAAGCCCCUACAAGUCUACAUUAACAAGUCCCUCCUGUGUAGUUCUUGGCUGACCCAUCACCUUUCUCAUGAUCAUUGAUGGCCCUAGAGGCCAGAUCUUAGAUGCGGAGCCCCAGACCGAGGGAGAUUGAUGGUCAUUUUGUGCCUCUUCCAUCUUUUAAUAAUCAAACCAGUUUUCUCUCUCUCACCAGGCUGCUGCUGGUGGUCUUGUCUUCUAUUCCAGCCUGGUGCAGGUCUACUAUCUGGUCCCUGAUGUCUUUAGACAUCAGUUCCACCAUGAGCACAAGACCUGUCUCUGGUCUGGCCCCCGGUGGAGAGGUUGUAAUCUGAUUUAUUGACUGUGGACAGGUGUGUUUUAUCCAGGUGACAUCAGGAGCACUUUCUAAAAGCGAGAGGACUUCUUUAACCAGUCCGUGGGAGCCUGAAUCCUUGUUGGUUGCAACGGGAUCAAAUACUUAUUUCGUCCACUGUAUAUAUAUAUAUAUAUUAAUAAUAACGGAAAAAUGUGUAGGCUGUCUUUCAUUUUGACCCACAGAACAAUGGGGGGGCUAUCUACCCUUAUCCACAAUUUAAAGUAAUCCACACAGCUUCUCCUCUCUCUGUGAGGAGCAGCAGCUUCAGCCGUCAGAACAAAGUAACACAAGAUAAAUAUGAUUAAAUAUGCUGGGUACUAAUAGAUGUAUUUAUUUUCUUCUCAGAGUACCAGAAUGUGUAGUUUACAUCUCAGGGGUUGGGUUUUCAACAUGUCAUAUUUUUCACGUGUGGUGAGUUUCCAGGGUUGGUUCGAAGUCCAUCUUUGGGUCGUGAUUGAUUGACAAAGGAAAAAGUGGGUCCUGAGGCUUGACCAGUUGAGAGCUACUGGUCUAGAUUAUUCUUUUUUAAGAGUGGUUUAAUAACUGCAGUUUUCAUGCCACAGCAUAGGAUGCCUCCAUUGCAGGAGCCCCAUGAUUCUUUUGGCAGGUCUCAGGUUCCUAAGCAUUGAUACGAUUUAUUCCCUUUUGUGUGUGGAAAUAAAUUGCAAUCCCAAAUCUGUCUACGUACCCCCUGCAAUCCCCUCAAGUACCCCCAGGGGUCUGGGUACCCCUGCUUGGUAACCACUGCUUUAGGUCUUUAUCAUUAAUCUGAUGGAAUUAUGUCAUGGUGUUUGAAUUGAUUUUAAGUGGACACAAGGACAACACAUUUGCUGUCCUAAAGAAACACCGACUGCCUGUCUGAUUUUCUGAAAUGUGUCAGUGAAGAAGGAAGCAAAUUCAUUGCAGGCCCUGGUGGAUAGCAGUCCAGAGGCUACUGACACUGGGGGGUUUGUUAGUCUCUCAACAGUAGCAAUCAAGGCACGUGAGUUGUUUGUGUUUUUGGCGAUGACGUCAGAGAAGAAAGACUGUCGUGCCUUUUUUAAUUCCAAAUGAUAAAAGCCAAGUUUUCCUUUAUAGAUUAUAUUUAUGGAGGAGGAGGAAACUGGACAGUAUACUGGAUAACCCCCCCCCCAUGCAGAGCUAGUGAAGAUGAGGAGUACGUUCAGCCACAGACUCAACCCACCUCGGCACAGCACUAACAGCUGGGAAACUCCUUUGUGCCUGUAGCCAUCAGACUGCACACCAAGGGGUUCACCAUGAGACCCCCUGACAGUAACCGGACUGCACACCAAGGGGUUCACCAUGAGACCCCCUGAGAGUAACCGGACUGCACACCAAGGGGUUCACCAUGAGACCCCUGACAGUAACCGGACUGCACACCAAGGGGUUCACCAUGAGACCCCCUGACAGUAACCGGACUGCACACCAAGGGGUUCACCAUGAGACCCCCUGACAGUAACCAGACUGCACACCAAGGGGUGCACCAUGAGACCCACUGACAGUAACCGGACUGCACACCAAGGGGUUCACCAUGAGACCCCCUGACAGUAACCGGACUGCACACCAAGGGGUUCACCAUGAGACCCACUGACAGUAACCGGACUGCACACCAAGGGGUUCACCAUGAGACCCACUGACAGUAACCAGGCUGCACACCAAGGGGUUCACCAUGAGACCCACUGACAGUAACCAGGCUGCACACCAAGGGGUUCACCAUGAGACCCACUGACAGUAACCAGGCUGCACACCAAGGGGUUCACCAUGAGACCCACUGACAGUAACCGGACUGCACACCAAGGGGUUCACCAUGAGACCCACUGACAGUAACCAGGCUGCACACCAAGGGGUUCACCAUGAGACCCACUGACAGUAACCGGACUGCACACCAAGGGGUUCACCAUGAGACCCCCUGACAGUAACCGGACUGCACACCAAGCUGCCCUCUUUCUGCAAACACACACUUGUAUAUUUUGAACAAUACUUUCGUUACUUAUCUGUAUUUUUUAUAUUAUUUUAAUGUGUGUUUCAUAUCCUGUGUGAACCGGUCCUGUUCUUUCUCUUCUCUGUUGCUGCUUAAACAGUUGGAUUUCCCUACGGGGAUUAAUAAAGGUACAUCUUAACUUA
Molecule: messenger RNA, 7792 nt
Organism: Eleginops maclovinus (Patagonian blennie)
Lineage: Eukaryota; Metazoa; Chordata; Actinopteri; Perciformes; Eleginopidae
Product: abl interactor 2-like
Biological process (GO): neuron migration
Cellular component (GO): SCAR complex; actin-based cell projection; lamellipodium
Molecular function (GO): SH3 domain binding; signaling adaptor activity
Source: RefSeq, a predicted model, not a curated record